This is a messenger RNA of Neltuma alba, 1126 nucleotides long. RefSeq lists its product as uncharacterized. The coding region runs from base 156 to 998 and encodes 280 amino acids. Lineage: Eukaryota; Viridiplantae; Streptophyta; Magnoliopsida; Fabales; Fabaceae. The record is from RefSeq and is a predicted model, not a curated record. The transcript is spliced from 2 exons.
ACAAGAAACAGGUGACGCAAGAAUCGGGGGUUGACGCGCAUAAGGGUGCUUGCAGGUUUUCCGUUUUGAACAGAUACUGUGUCUGAGUCUCUGGGAGUGGUCUAGAGAGGUUCGAUCAGCCCUCUAUUGGACUCUGUCAAAGUUAAACCUUCAGCAUGAGCAAUCGAAUGUGGAAUUUUGCAUCAAGCUGCUUUGCUGGAUGUGCGAGGCUGAAGAAUGAUUCUGCAAGUGUAAAGCAACCUCACACAGCUUCAGAAUGCUCCGAUGAUGAGACAUCUUCUGUUGUGGGCAGAGGGGAAGGGCUUGAAUGCCCAAUAUGUUGGGAAUCUUUCAACAUUGUUGAAAAUGUGCCCUAUGUCUUAUGGUGUGGCCAUACCCUUUGUAAAAAUUGCAUCCUGGGGCUGCAAUGGGCUGUUGUCAAAGUUCCGACGCUGCCAAUUCAGCUUCCACUUUUUAUCUCCUGUCCCUGGUGCAAUCUUCUAUCUUUCCGUUUGGUUUAUAAUGGAAAUGUCAAAUUCCCUCGCAAGAACUACUUCCUUCUUUGGAUGGUUGAGAGCAUAAAUGGUGAUAGAGUGAAGACACAAUCAGCUUUCUGUGGGGAUCAUCAUCUUCAUCAGCAACCUCUAUGGCCAAUCAAAGACAAUCGAACAAUGGGAAGCCAAGUACGCCAUGACAACCUGAGGAGGGGACGGCAUGUUCCUCAGUCCCAUACAGGGCCAUCAGUUUCCAAUCAAUAUAAUGAUUAUGCUGAUAAUCACUUCACUAUGGAAAGACUGCAUAGUUCUGUUCUGAAGUCGCUGGUUUUUUUUGUCCACUUGACAGCUAAGUUCCCAUUUGUGCUCAUACUUCUUCUCAUUACUUUGUAUGCAAUCCCAGCAAGUGCAGCCGUUUUGGCUUUGUACACACUUGUCACCAUUCUGUUUGCUUUCCCAUCACUUCUCAUCCUGUACUUUGCAUAUCCUAGCUUAGAUUGGCUUGUCAGGGAAAUUACCACUUGAGAUCACGAGGCAGUAUAUAUGCUUCACUUAGUGGCUCUAUCCAACAAUUUCGGCAUUGUAAAUUACAGCUUCAUCAUUUUCUAUUGCCAUGUAUAGUUCCUGCUCAAUCUCAGUUUUUUGAGUCUUAA